Messenger RNA from Setaria italica (foxtail millet), 2552 nucleotides. RefSeq lists its product as uncharacterized. The coding region runs from base 1 to 2190 and encodes 729 amino acids. Gene Ontology annotation, molecular function: DNA binding. The record is from RefSeq and is a predicted model, not a curated record. NCBI's taxonomy places the organism in Eukaryota, Viridiplantae, Streptophyta, Magnoliopsida, Poales, Poaceae. Gene Ontology annotation, biological process: regulation of DNA-templated transcription. The transcript is spliced from 14 exons.
AUGGAAAGGAAGGAAGUGGAGUGGAGGCAGAGGCAGCGGUGUGAAUGCGAGAUGGUCUUUACUGUACUAUUGUGCUUGCAGAGUUGGCCAGGGCUACCAAGGGGUGUAGAAUUUAAUCCCAGUGAUAGUGAUCUUCUGUGGCAUCUAGCUGCAGAAGCUGGGAAUGGUCUCGCUGAGCGCCAUCCAUUUAUCAACGAGUUCAUUAAAUCUGUGGAUGAUGGUAGAGGAUUUAGUUACACUCAUCCCACUCAUCCUCGAGAUAUGCCUGGUGUUAGGCACGAUGGACGUGCAUCAUACUUCUUCCAUAGAAGAUUUGAGUCGUACAACAAUGAGGGUGAUGAAAAUAACAGCUGGAAGAAAAUUGGAGCCUCUAGAUCAAUCAUCCUUGAUGGAACACUGCAAGGUUGCAAGGAGGUGUUUGUCCUAUAUGAAGACAUGAUGAGUGAUAAAAGCCCUCAGGAAACUGAUUGGAGAUUACAUCAAUUUCAUAUCAGGAAUACAGUGAAGGAUGAGGGAGAGGUGGUGGUGUCAAAAAUAUUUUUUGAAUCGAGGAACAAUCCAUCUGAAUUGGCUGGGAUAACUCCUAUUGAGGCCAAACAGGAUGUUUCCACACCUGAUGAUUCAAGAGAGGAGUGCACCGCAUGUUUUAACCCUGGAAUCUGUACUGAGACUGAUGAGCUUGAUCAUAUAUCUCUGAAAGAGCGCUACAGGAUCCUUCUAGCAGAUAAAAGUUCUUGCCCUGAUACAGCAUCAGCUAGGAAGUCUGUUAUGGGUGUGGAAGCUAGUAGAACAUCUUCCAAAAGAAAUAAUGAGGGAACAGCAUGCAAAGAAGAUAUAUGUAGCAUGUUGCAGGAAAUUUCUUCUGCACCUCCUAUUAUAGAGAGUAAUCCCAUGGAUGAUAACAACAGCAGGUUGCUUGGUGAAAAUGAUCCAGGUUUCUCGAGUAUUUCUGUCACAUCAUCUCGUACCGACCCAUCCCUAUGUGAAGCCGGAUGCCCUCGUGAUCCACUGGAGGGUUCUGAAAAUCAGGUAGGCGGCAGUGCAACUUGUGGGAGUGAACACAGUGAGCUGGUUGUAAGAAAACAGUGCCUCCUUGUGGCUGAUGUUAAAUUGGAGCCUGCAUUAGAAGAUUAUGAGAUUGGCCCGUCUGAAUCACCUCAAGAAAAUUCUACUCAUGCUAAAGGCUCAGUACCAUCUUUAGGAGUAAAAGAUGAAUUAAAUGAGUCUGAGUUACCUGGCAUAUGCGAGAAAAUUUCUUUCAGUUUCCGACAAUGCAGAAAAAGGAAAGCAAGUUAUUCAACUGAAAAAAUGCUUGAAGAAGAUGCUUACACUAAUGAUGAGGGUGGUUCUUACUGUUCUCGUCGAAGGAGAAAGAAAACGGCCAUGGAUUCAAUCGAAACGGCACUUGAUGAGGAUGCUCCUGGGCUUCUACAGAUUCUUCUGAACAGAGGAAUAUCAGUUGAAGAAAUCAAACUUUAUGGCGCUGAAGAAGAUAGUGACAUGCUUCCAGAUUCUACAGAAAGUAGCUUUGAAGAUCUUGAAAAUGUCAUUGCAAAUAUAUUCCCAAAGAGAGCAUCUCUGUUGAAACUGUCAGUAGCUAGGCAUGAAAAGGGGGAAAAGGCUAUUUACUGCUUAUCCUGUUUAAUUUCUCUUAUUGAGCAGUCACGAUACCUUCAAUUCCGUGACUGCCCUGUGGAAUGGGGAUGGUGCAGGGACCUGCAGUCCUUCAUUUUUGUAUUUAGAAGCCAUAAUAGGAUUGUUCUUGAACGUCCUGAAUAUGGUUAUGCGACAUACUUCUUUGAGGUUGUCCAAUCACUGCCAAUAGAAUGGCAGAUCCGUAGGCUGGUUAUUGCAAUGAAGCUAAGUGGCUGUGGAAGGACAGCUCUUAUUGAAAACAGGCCAUUAAUGGUUGGUGAGGAUUUAUCAGAAGGUGAGGCUGAUGUUUUGCAACAAUAUGGCUGGAUAAGAAACACUGGGCUAGGCACGAUGGUCAACUACCGCGAUCGUGUGGUCCAUGACAGGUGGACGGAGAGAAGCGUCGUUGAUUGGAAGGCGAAGAUAGGGAAGCUUCUGAUGAGUGGUUAUGCUGAGGGCCAAUCAAUCACAAUUCAUGGUCCAAAGAACGUAGCGGAUCUGUUGGAAGCUACUGGGGAUGCUGAGGUUGAUAUAAAGUUGGAGGAUCCUUUUUGAGAGAUCUGUUGUAUAUAGGUACAACAUGUACUUGGUAGUUUGUUGUACGUAGUGCUGAAUGCAUCCAAAUAAACUUUGGGCUGUAAAAAAGUAGACUUGUAACUUUCACCAAGUUAUUUUUAUCUGACCUUGACUAGUGAUGGGGGGUAGCCUAUUCAUGUGCACCUCUGUAGUUUGGUGCAUAGUGAUAUUUAUAACAGUUGUUGCCAGGCCGGUUUAGGCUGGUUGAAUAUACUUGGGUGGGUUAUAGUGGUAUGGAGUACGGAGGUCCCUGAAUAUUUGUACAUUGUAUCUGAUGUAUUUGUGUAUUUGUAAACUGAAUUCAUUCGUGAGUAGUUUUUCCAGGAAUUUGCAGUUUUGUA